UGGGGCCGUCCCCAGAUAUACGUAUAUCGAUAACAGCAGCAUACCUAGCGAUCCAGGGGUCGACCAACCAAUCACAGCGAAAAGAAAGAGGGCUUAUACGAGAUUUUACUUAGUACCAGAAUUUCCACUGCUUUCUAAUCGCUGACUUAUUGAAAUUUCUAGGUAUACUUGGGGUCGCCACUAUGUAGUUAGCAUAUGAUAUAUACCUACCUAAGGUAUUUAGGUAGGUAUAUAUAUGUCCGCUAACAAUGUCUCCAAAUAUAUGAUGACGGGAAAUCAAGUUCCGCGACGUAUAAUAAGCAGUGUUGGAUUUCGCCUUGCCGUAAGCCGUUCGCUUCUACGACCUACCGCUACCACUCUACGUAGGCUUGGCGAUCGAGAACCAAUUCGCUAUUACGAUUGUACUUCCAUAUUCCUCCCUAUAUCUACAUACAAUCCACAACUUAGCCUUGCGCGUCGCAUUCACUCGAACGCCGCCAUGUCCUCCGUAGACCCGCCUUCCGAUGUAAGCAGUUCCGCAGCAGGGCCCAGUGCUUUGAAAGAGCCGACUACCACGAUCGCAAAAGCGGAAGGGGGAGAGGAAGCGCAGAAAGAAAAAGAAGAGAAGAAACUACCGCCCCUCAAGGGCGCCGAGUUCAGGGCAUACAAUAGGCUGGCGGAGCACAUGGACGUGUUCCACGCGCACUUCCGGACGUCGUGGAACGCGCUGUGGGCGGCGGCGUGCGCGGGGAACGGGAAGGGCAAGGGCGGGUCUUCGCGGGGCGGGCGCGGGGUGAUCAACGACGGGCUGGCGUUCGUGUCGCAGCUCGAGAUGCACCACAACAUCGAGGAGACGUACAUCUUCCCGAUCCUGGCGCGGCGGAUGCCCGAGUUCCGGACGGACGGCAAGGGGGGCAAGGGCGCGGCGGAGCUGCUGCGCCAGCACGAGGAGAUCCACGAGGGCAUGGAGGGCAUGCAGAAGUACCUGCGGGCGUGCCGCGACGGCGAGAAGGAGCUCGACAUGGCGGCCCUCAAGGAGCAGAUGCAGGGCUGGGGCGCGGUGCUCUGGAAGCAUCUCGACCAGGAGGUGCUGACGCUGGGGGCGGAGAAUAUGAGGCGGUAUUGGAGCGUUGAGGAGAUUAGGCGGAUUCCUAUGUGAGGUCGGCUCUAUUUUCGUGGGAAUGGGGGAUGUGAAGGUUUGGGUAGAGUGAUACGGAAUGGUCUGAUACCUAUUAGACCUAGAGACGGAUCGUCACAAGACGUCGUGGAGAACUUAGAGGUUAGAGAUAUCACCAUAGCUGUCUUGCGCCAUAGCUAGGUAUGUUAAAGACGCCAUAUUUGUUGCUUGGUUGCUUCAUCGCCCAAUCACGAUUCGAAUUAUACAGAACUCAGGAUAUUGAGUUCGCAAGCUUUACUAAUGACGCGAAGCUCACGUAGAAGUAUAAAUUAUUAGGAAGAAAUAAUCCAAAGUGAGAACGUCGUUGCUACGGAUGUUC
Molecule: messenger RNA, 1475 nt
Organism: Annulohypoxylon truncatum
Lineage: Eukaryota; Fungi; Ascomycota; Sordariomycetes; Xylariales; Hypoxylaceae
Exons: 1
Coding region: 236-1138 (300 amino acids)
Source: RefSeq, a predicted model, not a curated record